This is a messenger RNA of Pediculus humanus corporis (human body louse), 1299 nucleotides long. RefSeq names its product BTB domain transcription factor, putative. Gene Ontology annotation, cellular component: nucleus. Lineage: Eukaryota; Metazoa; Arthropoda; Insecta; Psocodea; Pediculidae. Bases 1 to 1299 code for a protein of 432 amino acids. The record is from RefSeq and is a predicted model, not a curated record. Gene Ontology annotation, molecular function: protein binding. The transcript has 3 exons. Gene Ontology annotation, biological process: regulation of transcription by RNA polymerase II.
AUGAGUUACAGUACUUGUCAAUUUACUUGGCUUAAGCAAAAGGAAACUUUGGUUUCUCUUGCUGAAUCGCUUUUACAAGACGAAAAUUUUUUCGAUUGCCAACUUUGCGCGGAAGGUCAUCGUUUCAAUGUACACAGGGUAAUAUUAUCAUGUAAUAGUCCCGUUUUAAAUAAUAUUCUUCAAGAGCAUAAUUUAGAUUCUCCUGUUAUUACUCUGGAUGGAGUAUCAUCGAUAGAACUAGCUGCUUUGGUUGAAUUUAUGUACACGGGCGUUACGAAAAUAUCUCCGGAUCAUUUGAAAACUUUUUUUCAAACUGCCAAAACUCUACAGUUAGCUGGUUUAACUCAUUAUGAUUCAUCUCAAAUAGAAAAAAUUGUUAACGAAAGUGGUUCUACGAUUGUCGAUUCGACAACAAUAGACAAUUACGAAUUGUACAGUCAAAAUAUAUUAAAAUAUUUAAAUCAACCUGAUGUAAAUAAUGAAACGACUGAGUCAAAAAAUUCAAAUAAUUUAUCUACAAAUGUUGAUAAUAUAUUUUUAGAAGAAGCAGAAGAAGGAAAUAAUUUGGUGAAUAGCGAUUCAAUCAUGUAUGAAAAAUAUGAUUGCGAUUAUAUAAAAGAAGAAGAAAAUAUUGAAACGCUCGAUCCGAAUCUCAUCGAAAGUGAUGUUUUAUCGCCAUCUUGUGCUAAUGCUGAUGAAAAUGAAAUUGAAACAAUAGAAACUGAAACUCCUCCAUUAAUAUAUAAUAAAUAUCAUAAUAUUUUUAUUAAAAAUGAAGAAAAUUCAAUAGAUGAUAGUAUUGCAACUGUAUACAGCAUUUCAAAAGACAGCAAUUCAGAGGAUAAAGAAGACAUGGAAUUUACCGAAGUCGGAAACGAAUUAAAAGUCACAGAUGAGGAUGAGAAUUUUGUAUAUGUUAAAUUAGACGAUAGUAAUUUAUUAAAGCUCAAGGAUAAUCAAGUUACCAAAGGAAAGCAAAAUUAUGUUAAAAGUGAUCAGUUACUGUCUGAAAAAUGUUUGAAAGUUGUUAAUCAGUUAGAUAAAAAUUACAUAGUUAAAAGGCCUAAAAUUCAAAAUGUAGUGUCGAAAGAUUCCAGAUCGAAUUUGGAUGAUAAAAAAAUAUAUAUUUGCCUUAAAUGUGGUAAUAAAUAUUCACACAGGAGAACUCUUUUGCAUCAUAUACACUGGAUAUGUGAACAGCCUGCAACUUAUUCAUGUUCAUUGUGUCCAUAUAGGGGAAAAAGAAAAUUUCAAUUGAAAUCUCACAUGAAACAUGCACAUUUGUUAAAAAUGAGUUAG